AUUUAUUUAGUUAUGUUAGGUUUUUAGUGUAGGUUACACAUGUAAUUAGUUUCAUAUUGUUAGUUAUAAUUUUUUGUAGUAAUUAAGGUUUAUUUGUUUAUUUUUAUUUUUUAAAUUAUUCGUGAAUAUAACCAAGAUGAGAGAAAUAGUUCAUAUACAAGUCGGUAGAUGUGGAAAUCAGAUCGGUUCAAAGUUCUGGGAGGUGAUAUCAGACGAGCACGGCAUCGACCCGGCGGGUUGUUGUUUAGGAGAGUCCCAACUGCAGCUCGAGCGCGUCAACGUGUACUACACGGAGGCGGCCGGGUACAAGUACGUGCCGCGCGCCGUGCUCGUAGACCUCGAGCCCGGCACCAUGGACUGCAUCCUCGCAGGCCCCUACGGCACACUCUUCUGCCCAGACAACAUCGUCUACGGCAUGACCGGGGCCGGUAACAACUGGGCCAAGGGACACUUCACGGAAGGCGCCGAACUACUUGAACCGACGCUGGACGUAGUGAGGAAGGAAGCCGAGGGCUGCGACUGCCUGCAAGGCUUUCAGCUCGUCCACUCGUUGGGCGGCGGCACCGGAUCCGGACUAGGCACGUUGCUUCUGUCCAAUUUAAGAGAGGAAUAUCCCGACAGAAUUGUGAUGACAUUUUCCGUGGUCCCCAGUCCCAAAGUAUCGGACACAGUGGUCGAGCCGUACAACGCGACGCUGUCUCUAAACCAGCUGAUAGAAAAUACGGAUCAGUCGUUCUGCAUAGACAACGAGGCCCUGUACGAUAUUUGCUUCCGAACGCUCAAGCUGCCAAUGCCGACGUACGGCGACCUCAACCACUUGGUCUCAAUGAUGAUGUCCGGCGUGACCACGUGUCUGCGGUUUCCGGGCCAGUUGAACGCAGACCUGCGCAAAUUGGCCGUCAAUAUGGUGCCGUUCCCGAGGCUGCAUUUCUUCAUGCCGGGUUUUGCGCCGCUGACGUCACGCGGCAGCCAGCAGUACCGCGCGCUGAGCGUUUCCGAGCUUACUCAACAAAUGUUCGACGCCAAAAACAUGAUGGCGGCGUGCGACCCGCGCCGCGGCCGCUAUCUCACCGUGGCCGCAGUAUUCCGCGGUCGCAUGUCCAUGAAAGAGGUGGACGAGCAGAUGCUAAACGUACAAACAAAGAACAAAGACUUCUUCGUCGGUUGGAUACCUAACAACGUAAAAACGGCCGUUUGUGACAUCCCACCACGCGGCCUCAAAAUGUCGGGCACGUUUAUCGGUAAUUCCACCGCUAUCCAGGAACUGUUCAAGCGUAUCUCGGAGCAGUUCGCAGUGAUGUUUAGGCGGAAGGCGUUCGUGCAUUGGUACACGGGCGAGGGCAUGGAUGAGAGCGACUUCGCCGAGGCGGACAACAACAUGAGCGACCUCAUAUCCGAGUACCAGCAAUACCAGGACGCCACUAUUAACGAUCAGGAAUUCGAGGAAGAAGAGACCACACACAACGACGAUAGUGAUGAAUAAGUUUCGACGAUUUAUUUAUUUUAUUUAAUAAAUUAUUUGUAAUUGC
Papilio polytes (common Mormon) is the source of this 1529-nucleotide messenger RNA. RefSeq names its product tubulin beta chain-like. Gene Ontology annotation, molecular function: structural constituent of cytoskeleton; GTPase activity; GTP binding. Gene Ontology annotation, biological process: mitotic cell cycle; microtubule cytoskeleton organization. Gene Ontology annotation, cellular component: cytoplasm; microtubule. The record is from RefSeq and is a predicted model, not a curated record. NCBI's taxonomy places the organism in Eukaryota, Metazoa, Arthropoda, Insecta, Lepidoptera, Papilionidae. The coding region runs from base 137 to 1483 and encodes 448 amino acids. The transcript is spliced from 2 exons.